AUGCCGCCGCCGGACAAGGCUCUGACUUUCGACUCUACCACUACACGCCACCAUCUUCAGCACUUUUGCCUUUGCCAUCUUGAUCUGAUUCAUGUUUGGCGCAUAUACCAUGCCGGAACUUUCCACUUCGCAGCCUUCGUCAUCUGUGACCGCUGGCAGUCCCCGCGGUCAGCCCCUUUGCUCCCGCCAGUACUAACAUCUGCUCAGUUCAGACGACAGAUUAUUGCGGACGAACGUAGUAGCACUACGACACCACGGCCAUCGGUGGCUUCGUCAUUCAAACGAUUAUGGUACUCGCCGGCCUGGCACUCUAUGCUGCCUCGAUUUGCACGAUACUCGGCCGCCUGA
Colletotrichum higginsianum IMI 349063 is the source of this 348-nucleotide messenger RNA. RefSeq lists its product as uncharacterized. Lineage: Eukaryota; Fungi; Ascomycota; Sordariomycetes; Glomerellales; Glomerellaceae. The coding region runs from base 1 to 348 and encodes 115 amino acids. The record is from RefSeq and is a predicted model, not a curated record. The transcript has 2 exons.